Molecule: messenger RNA, 1830 nt
Organism: Aspergillus heteromorphus CBS 117.55
Lineage: Eukaryota; Fungi; Ascomycota; Eurotiomycetes; Eurotiales; Aspergillaceae
Product: dihydrofolate synthase
Exons: 1
Coding region: 449-1699 (416 amino acids)
Biological process (GO): folic acid-containing compound biosynthetic process
Cellular component (GO): mitochondrion; cytosol; cytoplasm
Molecular function (GO): ATP binding; tetrahydrofolylpolyglutamate synthase activity; dihydrofolate synthase activity
Source: RefSeq, a predicted model, not a curated record
ACCUUGUACGAAGUGGGAAGUAGUUGCCCUUGAUGCCUUUGCUCUAUAUCUAGAAUCAAUCUAGAAUCAAUAAAACCCCCAAGGGCAAUUUAUGAACGGGGUAUCGACUCCGUAACUGCCCCCGUAUCUGCCCCGUACGGACUGGGUCCCGUCGUUGCUCCUCCCGAAACUUACCGUUCUGUAUUGCGUAAGUGUAAUCACGCUCGCGUCUGGCAGACCUGCCUCAGGCGCACCAUUAUCGUCUCACGUGACCUGACACUUCCCCGAUCGUCUUGCCGAAGCCCGCGGAAAGUCACAGCGAUCGGCGGCUUUCGAGAACCGGUGAAAGUUCCACUGAUAACGCCCUCUUAGCCUCCUCCUCCUCCCCCAUGACACCCUCACCCCUCGUCGUCUCCCCGACCAUGAGGCUUUCUUCCGUCCUUACCACAUCCACCGCACACUUGGAGCCAUGAUCGAGCUCGGCCUAAGCCGUAUCACGCGGCUCGUCCAGCAGACGCCGCUGACCUGGAAGGCCAUCCACAUCGCCGGCACCAAUGGCAAAGGCUCGAUCAGUGCCUACCUGUCCCACCUGCUGUCCGCUGGAGGCGUGCGCUGCGGCCGUUUCACCUCCCCCCACCUGAUUGACCGAUGGGACUGCAUCACCAUCGGCGAGCAAGUCGUCCAAGAGUCGCUAUUCCGGCAGAUCGAGGCUCGAGUCAAGCUGCGCGACCAGACCCUGGGCAUCGGAGCCAGCGAGUUUGAGCUGCUGACGGCGACGGCCUUCGAAAUCUUCAACCAUGAGCGCGUCGAUGUCGGGGUGGUGGAGGUCGGCAUGGGCGGGCGGCUGGAUGCCACAAAUAUCUUGACCGAGGUCCUGGUCUCGGUCAUCGCGAAGAUCGGCCUGGACCACCAGUCCCUCCUCGGAGAUACCAUCGAGCAGAUUACCCGGGAAAAGGCGGGGAUCUUGAAGCCGGGAGUCCCGUGUGUGGUGGAUAGCACCAACUCGCCCGAGGCGAUCCGGACUCUCGAGGACCGCAUCAAGGAGCUCCAGAUCGAUGCGGUUUACACGCGCCCCGAUGCGCCGGAGAGCCAUUCGCCGUCGCUCGCCCGUCUCUUCGCUACGCUUGACCUACAACCCCACCAACGAGCGAACAUGUCCUGUGCGGUAUCGGCCCUGAAACUGGCCCUCGCUCAGUAUCGCCCGGAAGUUGAGGUCGAUGCGCUUAUCCCAAGACUGUGUGACGUGGAGUGGCCGGGGCGCCUGCAGAAGAUUGUCCUGCAGCCGUUGGCGGCUCGCGAAGAGCCUGUGCUGCUGGAUGGUGCGCAUAAUACUCAGUCGGCGGAAGUUCUGGGGCAGUACGUGGACCACAAACUGCGUCCCCACGGGACAAGCGUCACCUGGGUCAUCGCCGCGUCUCGUGGGAAGGAUAUCGCCUCUUUGUUCCACUCGAUAAUCAAGGCUGGCGACCGCGUGGCAGUGACGGCCUUUGGCGAUGUCGAUGGCAUGCCGUGGGUCAAAGCGACCGAUACCGAGGAAGUUGCUGCGUGUGUCAGUUCCAUCGCGGGGAUCGGACCAAUCCAGGGGUUUGGGGAGGAUAUCGUGGCUGCCAUCAACUGGGCCUGUCGGGAAGCGCAGGGCGAGCCGAUGGUGAUUGCUGGCAGUCUUUACCUGGUGUCGGACGUUCUACGACUUCUCCGCGGGGCACGGGAGCAAACAUGAGGCAGACAUCCUGUAGCCGACCGAGAGAUACCCUUUUUUCCAUCGCAGCAUUUUGGCGUAUCUGUAUAUGAGCGAGUGUUUCCUUGGUAAUUCCAUCCGGAAGUCUUUGUAUCCCUUCCUUGUCCUUCCAC